AUGGAUGAGGUCCCGUCCGCUGCUGCCUCACCGGCACCCAGUCCUGCCAAGGGCAGAGGCUCGGGACGAGGCAGAGGACGCGGAAGGGGAGGUUAUGGCAGAGGCACUGGCCGCAAGACCAACACCGCCUCUACCGCGACUCACUUCAGCCGUGGCCGUGGCCGUGGCAGGGGUCGAGGCCGCAUCAAGACAUACACCGAUUCGCGUGUCCAGGCUGCCUACGACCGCCAGCGCGAGCUGCGCGAUCUCUACUCGGAAGUCGCCAGCGCAGUCAAGCCCGCGCUGGAGGAGCUCGCCGAGCAGACGCUCAAGGCCAUCAUUGAGGACCCUUCGUGUUACAGAGAGGUCGCAGAGUUCCGCGUCGUGCAGAAGGAGCUCGAGGCUCGGUACCAUCAGGCCGUUCGCGCCGCCGAUAGCCAGCUCAGCGCCAAUCUCGCCAUCCUCAAGAGCACUCACGAGCUCAAUACCAUCUUCACCCACGGGUCAUACAUUAACUCGUUUGAGCGCGCUUCUGAAGACUUCUUUGAUGGCGCGCUGAACCGCACCAGCAUCCUCGCAGAGCUUCAUCGUGAGGCAGCACCUUAUAACACGGCCGAGCUCCGUUACAACUAUGUAGAGGAGCCUGAUGAGGUUGCCAAAGACCAAGGUCCCUAUGUCUAUUUCCGCAACGGCAUCGAGAUCCCCAAUCCGAGCCUGCUGGAUGACCACAAGAAGGCAGCCGCGAAAGCUGGGCCAGCCCGCAAGUUCCGUUUCGGACCUAAGCGCAAAGCUGAGGACCAAGCCGAGGGCGCCCCUGACCUCAAGAAGCCCAACAUCAAGGGUGAGAAUGGUGACGAGAGCGCUACACCGCGGGUGCGGCACAUUGGCGGACUUCUCUCCGCAUCGUCGGCCUUUGAUGCAGAGCAAGACUCGAACGCACCCAGUCCCCCGGCACUCUACGAUGGCCAAUCUCCUUCGUCCGAUCAGAAGUCGGAUGAGUCCAAAAAGGACAUGCCUGAUCUGCCGAACGGGGCAUCCGAACCUGACGCUCGAGGCGUGAGAACCGUGACUCGCAGGAGCCACAAGGCUAACAACCGUCUCAUCAUCCCUCCCCUGUUUGAGUUCGACGAUGACAUGAUUGGAUAUCGGGACUCGACCAACGAUUCGACCCGGAAAGCCACCCGAGCCACUCGGGGCCGUUUCCUCAACACUCCCAACUCUGGCACGUGGCACAUUGAUCAGACCAUUGGCGGCGUCAACUGCCUUGAUUACGAAGAUGACGCGCUCGACCAGGAGCUGGUCAGGAAGCACAAUCUUCACUCAAAGUAUGGCAUCUUCCUGCCUGACUCUAGAAAUGACUCGGAGCCCCCAGAGGAACAUGUCGACGGCACGCGGCCCGUGGUGGUCAUCACCCCAGACGGAUCAACGCUGCACGCAUCACGUACCGUUCGUGCUAUGAUUAUGGACCAAGCACUUGAGGCCGACGCGAAGAAGGACAAGAUGUCUCACUUACUUGAAGCAUUCUGCGUUGCCGAGGAAGUGGACCCGGACAGCAUCGUGUCGGACGAGAUGCGUGAGCGUGACCGCCAACUCCAGGAGCGGCUUGCGUCGGUCCCUCUCGACCUAGAGUCAAAUACCGAGGAAGGCGUGACCACGCCGAUGCCUACACAAGAGGAAGAAGACUUUGCCAGGGAGAGCAUUGCGCAGCUCUUGCAAGCUAGCCAUGUCGCCGAAGCCGAAAGGCCUGUACAGCCGCCGGCGCAGCGCUCCUCCCGCCCUUACGAUGCUGUCAGAGACAUCUUUGCUGCGUCUGAGCCAAGCCCCCCGGCGCAGAUUGCCCGCUCGACUGAGUCUGAAGCAUAUCUGCUCCUUGGCUUAUCGGAGCCUGCGGCGCCCGUGUAUGCUGGAGAGUACCCGAAUGAGCUGGCCCGGCCGCCAAUCUCUGAGGCUGCAAUGAUCGACCCUCGUCUACUUGGCAGCAUCAAUCCACUCCUGCCAGCGCCCUCCAACGCUUUUCUGCAGACGGCCCUCAAUCCCACGCCAUCGUAUGCCCCUAUCGCUCCGGCUCCUCCCUCGAACCAGCCGUCGUCAUCUCGGAAUCCCUUUUCAAGCCAGAACAGCGCGAAGGGCAGCCCAGUCUUGCCGCCACUCCGGCCCGUCCGAAGAGACAAGGGCGCCGUGGCUAUGGAGGUUCCUCCUCCGAGGCCGCCCUCGCGACCUCAGGAACAUGGCUCGCCUUUGGGUAUGAUAUAUGGAAACUCGGGUGGUUACUAUCCUCCUGCGCCCUCACGUGCGUACCAUCACAGUUACAAUAUUCACGAGCCGCCUCCGUUGAUGCCGAUGCACAUGCCGCCACAAGGCCAUCACCUCAACGGACCAGUCAUGAUGCAUUCGCAACCCCCAACCCUUGCACCUUACCCGGGUUUGUCUCCGUUAUCUUCACACGCACAGCUUGCACCGAUGCCUAUUCAGAUGAUGACCGGCCCGCCACCUGGCCCACCGCCUCCGCCAAUCAUGAUACCAUCACCACCAGCGGGAGGCCAUCGUCAUCGGACCUCGCUCUCCUCCGCCAAUGGAAUGGCCUCACCUGUAGGAGGGCCUCAACCCGAUCGUUCUGGCAAAUACCGCAAGAUCGCUGCUGCCCCGAUUCCCCACAACCGGUAUUCUCAGACUCCAGGGGGCGCCGAGUUGCGACUGGCGCAUUAUGACCACAAAGAAGCCAUCAAGGACUAUGCCGCCAACGCACCGCCUCCUCGGAGUGGUCCCACCACCAUUCGCGGCUGGAAUGUAAACAACGUCGCCAAAGGUCGAGGGAGCCGCGGCAGCUUGCGGAAGGAGGACUCUGAGAAAGAAGAGUCACCAAAAUGA
Microdochium trichocladiopsis is the source of this 2847-nucleotide messenger RNA. RefSeq lists its product as uncharacterized. The coding region runs from base 1 to 2847 and encodes 948 amino acids. The transcript has 3 exons. NCBI's taxonomy places the organism in Eukaryota, Fungi, Ascomycota, Sordariomycetes, Xylariales, Microdochiaceae. The record is from RefSeq and is a predicted model, not a curated record.